AUGCAGAGAGAAAUCGAGGAGCUGCAAAGAAAUUCGUCUUUGUUAAAUUACAAUUCUUUCUUAGAAGACAUACUAGGAGAUAUCCAGUCAGUUCGUGAAUCUUUUCCAGAUAUUCAGGAAAUUAACGAAACCGAUCAUUACUUGCAAUCCAAGCAACAAUCCUACGACAAUCCUGAAGACCACUUUCUGAUAGAGGAGAUCCGAAAGUAUGUGAAGAUGAAGCCCAACAGACUAGGAAAACAGAAUUUCAUGGGAGCCAACGGAACUUUCACGAGCAUUGGCCACGGUUGCUUCGCCAUGAAGAAAGAGCUCGAAGAGUACAUGGAAUACGACGUCGGAGAGAUCUGCAACGACGAUUGGAAACUUGCUCAGAAGCUGAUGGUUCAUGGAUGCGAUCCUUUACCGAGAAGAAGAUGCUUCUCAAUAGCCCCAAAGCUAUACAGCAGGCCAUUUCCCAUUAACGAGUCCUUGUGGAAGCUUCCUGAUGACAGAAACGUGCGUUGGAGUCACUAUCGUUGCAAGAACUUCGCUUGUCUUGCCAACAAUUCCACUCGCAAAGGGUUCUUCAAGUGCGCGAAUUGCUUCGAUCUCGAGCAUCAUGAAUUUCCCAGGUGGAUCAGGAGAGAAAAUCCCGAUCCCAGAUCGAAUCUGAGCGAGGAUUUUCUUGCACGCGAAGUUAUCGACUUGAAGCCUGGGGAGAUCAGGAUUGGCUUGGAUUUUAGCAUCGGUACCGGGACUUUUGCUGCGAGAAUGAGGGAGUUUAAUGUGACUAUAGUCACAGCGACUAUUAACUUUGGUGCUCCUUUUAGUGAGAUGAUAGCUCUUAGAGGGCUGGUCCCACUUUACUUGACGAUAAAUCAACGGCUGCCGUUCUUCGACAACACUCUUGAUUUGAUCCACACCACGAGAUUUCUUGAUGGAUGGAUUGAUUUUGUGCUUUUGGAUUUCAUUUUGUAUGAUUGGGACAGAGUGCUUAGGCCCGGGGGUUUAUUGUGGAUCGACAGUUUCUUUUGUGAUAAGGAGGACUUGAAUGACUAUUUGGAGUCGUUUAAAAUGCUGAGGUACAAGAAGCAUAAAUGGGUUGUGGUUCCAAAGCUUGAUAAAGAUGAUAGUGAAGUGUUCUUUUCUGCUCUGUUGGAGAAGCCGCCUAGACCAUUCCGAUAA
Molecule: messenger RNA, 1164 nt
Organism: Morus notabilis
Lineage: Eukaryota; Viridiplantae; Streptophyta; Magnoliopsida; Rosales; Moraceae
Exons: 1
Coding region: 1-1164 (387 amino acids)
Molecular function (GO): methyltransferase activity
Source: RefSeq, a predicted model, not a curated record